AUGUCUGGGCUCCAGCAGCCUGAGUUUCACCCUCUGAGCGUCUCAGAUCAGCAGGACUUGGGGCCUCUCGACGGCGCAGACGGACCGAAAGACGCCGUAGAGCAUUCCAAGAAUGAGGAAGACGACACCAAAUCGACCGUCUCAUCAGAAUUGUCAGACACAGACACGUUGGAGCUUCUCUCGCUGGCUUCGCGCCCAGAAACACCCGCCACCGAGACAAGAAAGCUACCGAGGGAGCUUGGUUUGAGCACGCCUGGGUGGUUCUCUGACUUUACAGAUUAUGAUGUCAUCACGAUCCAUGGACUUCGCGACAAUCACAACACCGUGUGGGAGUCGAGCAGCGGACAGGCAUGGCUUCAGGACUCGCUCUUCAAAGACCUCUCCAUCCGGCAGCUCGAUUACAUGUAUGCCAUUGAUGACUCCGCACGGAUCUUUCAACCGGAUGGGAUUCAAGUUGAAGCUCGGAACCUGCUGCAUCUGUAUGCUGAGAAAAGGCGCAACCUUCCGGAAACAGAGAUCAACAGGCCGAUUAUUUGGGUGUGUCAUGACAUUGGCGGCAACAUCUUCAAGCAGGUUGGCUUUUCGUUUCCACUCUGCUGA
Colletotrichum spaethianum is the source of this 600-nucleotide messenger RNA. RefSeq lists its product as uncharacterized. The record is from RefSeq and is a predicted model, not a curated record. The transcript is spliced from 3 exons. NCBI's taxonomy places the organism in Eukaryota, Fungi, Ascomycota, Sordariomycetes, Glomerellales, Glomerellaceae. Bases 1 to 600 code for a protein of 199 amino acids.